AUGGGUAAUACAGUUAGUCUAGAAUUACUUGAUAAAUCUAUUAAAAUAAGUGUAAUAUCAAGAUCUAAAAGAGACUGUAAAUACAAUAAUAAAGGAGAUUGCUUUACAUAUAACUCAAUUAGUGAUAAAUUUAAGUUUAUAAAUAAUUAUGCAAAAUGUAUAGAUAUCAUUACAAAUAAUAAAUAUAUUGAAGUAUUAAGAUCUUUUUCUCUUAAUAAUUUUUAUAUAAACUACGAUAAUUCUGUGGAUUUCGAAUAUAGCUUACUUACUUUUCAGUAUUCCAUACAGAAUAUUACUGUAUUAUUGAACUCUUUGAAGAAUUAUUUAUCAGAUAUAAUAUAUAUUUGUUUUUGUCCAAAUAAUGAUGAAGAUUAUAAUAAUUUUAUGGAUUUAACAAAUAUACUAUUAGAAUAUUCAAUUGUAUAUGAAGUUAUUAAAACUGAUCAUAUAACAUGUAUGAUUAGAGGUAUUGAAUUCACACUAAAAUACUUUUUAAAACCUAUAAUAUUUAACUAUUCUGAUAAUAAUGAAUCAUUUAUUGUUAAUUCUUGGAAAUGUUUAGAUGUAAAUGUAAAUACAGAAAUACCAACAGAAUGUGAAGCUCACUUAAUUGGAAAUAAAUGGAAACCUUAUAUAUUAGUUGAUACUAUGUGGAAUACUUCUUAUUAUCAUGUAAAUUGUUGUUAUAAUUAUGAAAUGAUAGGUAAAAGUUUAAUUGGUGAAUCAUCUUUUUGGAAUUUAUUAAAUAUCUUGUGUCCAGAAAUAUUAUCAAUUAAUGAUAUAAAUUAUGCUAUUUCAGUAGGAGAUAUAAGAAAUUGUGAUAUUUUAGUAAAUGAUAUAUACGGUACUUCAUAUAAAUCAAUAAAUUUACAUAAGGAUAAAAUUGCUUCUUGCAUGGGAAAACUACAAAGUUAUGAAAUCAAUUCUAGUUUAGUUAAUAUACCCUUACCAAAAUAUCAUUUAGAUAAUUCUAUUUCAAAGUUUUACUAUAGAAAUUAUAAUUCAUCUAAAUCUCUUAAAGAUCAAUUUAAUGUUUAUAAAACAUAUGAAGCCAAAUAUUAUAAAUCUAAUGAUCUAUCUGAUAAUAAUACUGAGAUUGAAUCACUUAAAUUCAAUAUAUAUCAAGAAGAUAUUACAAAAAGCUUACUUGCAAUGAUUGGGCAUUCUAUUAUAUAUAAAGCAUUUAUACAUGCAGAAUUAACUAAUGUAUCUAUUAUAAUUGUGUCAGGUUUCAAUAUAAUGAUUCCUAGUCUAUUUUUAGUUAUGCAAAAUUCCGUAUAUAAAUGGUCAAAUAAGAAAAUAAAGAUUUACUUUGUUGAGGAUCCACAUCUUCUUGUAUCUGUAGGUUCUAUAUUUAAUUUCAUAGCAUUAUAA
Molecule: messenger RNA, 1374 nt
Organism: Cryptosporidium muris RN66
Lineage: Eukaryota; Apicomplexa; Conoidasida; Eucoccidiorida; Cryptosporidiidae
Exons: 1
Coding region: 1-1374 (457 amino acids)
Biological process (GO): coenzyme A biosynthetic process
Cellular component (GO): nucleus; cytosol
Molecular function (GO): pantothenate kinase activity; ATP binding
Source: RefSeq, a predicted model, not a curated record